CGAGGUUACGAACUCUCGCUUGAACGUUCUGUUUGGACUAUGAUCUUUGGCGGUGUAAAAAUUCAAUAAUAAAACGUAGAUCUAAAUCUAGUCUAGAUCUAGAUCUGGAAUCUGGAGUAUAGAUUUAGACUUAGAGUGUUCUACAUUCUCUAGAUCUAGUAGUAGACUAGAUCAAGAUCUAGAUUCUAGAUCGAAUUUCUAACGGAGAAAAAUCAUUGCAGAAUUUUGUAUAAAAACAAACAUGGCAAAUAAUAGAGACAGAGCAGCAAAUCAGCUAAGCGAGUUUAAGAAAUCUCAGCCUCAGCUGAAAUCUGAAACAAUAAGAACAGGCGCUGGUGCUCCUGUGGGCAACAAGAAUGCCACUCUGACUGUUGGUCCUAGAGGACCCGUCCUCCUACAGGACCAUGUUUUCUUAGAUGAGAUGGCUCACUUCAACCGGGAGAGGAUUCCUGAGAGGGUUGUACAUGCUAAAGGGGCAGGUGCUUUUGGCUAUCUGGAAGUGACCCAUGACAUCAGCAGAUACAGCAAGGCCAAAAUCUUUGAGCAUGUUGGCAAAAAGACAGAACUGGCCGUCAGAUUUUCAACAGUUGGUGGAGAAAAGGGGUCUGCUGACACAGCCAGGGACCCCAGGGGUUUUGCCAUCAAGUUCUACACAGAGGAUGGGAACUGGGACCUUGUAGGCAACAACACACCCAUUUUCUUUAUCAGAGACCCAAUCCUGUUCCCAAGUUUUAUUCAUACACAGAAAAGGAAUCCAGUGACCAACCUCAAGGAUGCAGAUAUGGUCUGGGACUUCUUCACCCUGAGACCUGAAACGACACACCAGGUGUGCUUCUUGUUCUCUGACCGUGGGACACCUGAUGGAUACAGACACAUGAACGGCUAUGGCAGCCACACUUUUAAGCUGGUCAACAAGAGUGGUCAAGCGCAUUACUGCAAGUUUCAUUUCAAGACUGACCAAGGCAUCAAGAACCUGAUGGCAGACAGAGCAGCAGACCUUCAAGGCACUGACCCAGACUACUCCACCAGAGAUCUCUACAACGCCAUCGCUGAUGGGGACUUUCCUUCAUGGACCUUGUACAUCCAGGUCAUGACCUUUGACCAGGCUGAAAAGUUCAGGUGGAAUCCAUUUGACCUCACCAAGGUAUGGCCUCACAAGGAGUUCCCGCUAAUACCAGUUGGGAAGAUGGUCUUGAACCGUAACCCCAAGAACUACCAUGCUCAGGUGGAACAAAUUGCUUUCUCACCUGCCCACAUGGUGCCAGGCAUUGAGCCUAGCCCAGACAAAAUGUUACAGGGCCGUCUGUACUCAUACACUGACACCCACCGCCAUCGCCUGGGAUCCAACUACCUUCAGAUACCAGUCAACUGUCCUUACAGUUCAAAGGUCAAAAACUACCAGCGUGAUGGUCCACAGUGUGUCACAGACAACCAAGAGGGAGCCCCCAACUAUUUCCCCAACAGUUUUGGGGGGCCCCAGGACCUGAGCUCAUGUGUGGAGUGCACCUUCCCAGUCAGUGGUGAUGUCCAGAGGUACAACACAGCUGAUGAGGACAACUUUACACAGGCAGCUUCCUUCUGGAACAAUGUGUUAACAGCAGCAGAACGCACACGUCUAGUAGAGAACAUUGUCGGGCACCUGAAGGAAGCUCAAGACUUCAUCCAGAAACGUGCAGUCAGCAACUUUACACAGGUGGACCCAGAGUUUGGGCGGAGGAUAAGUCAGGGUUUAGGGCAAGCUGGAGCUGGUAAACCUGCCAAUCUGUGAAAGGUCACCUGUCAAAGGUCACCUGUGGAAUUCUCUGCCCCUGAGAAGACUUGCACCAGUCAAAUGUUAAACAGAUUUUUUUCAAUGGUUGUUAAUUGGCCAAGCAAAUCUAUUUUUAGUAGUUAUUUUGUUUUUUUAAUCAUUUUCACUUUGAUGAAACAUUUGUUUUUUAAUUGAAUGAACUAAAACUAUUAAGUUAAACAAGCUGUUGUCUCCAUCACCCCACGUAUGUGUGUUAACCUUUAUCUUUUAUCUUGAACAAAACAAGAGGGAAGUUUCCUGAUGGCUAGACAUUGGCAAAUCUUUUGUAGGCGUAUGUUGGCCAAACUGUUGUAGGCGUAUGUUGGCCAAACUGUUGUAGGUGAAUGUUGGCCAAACUGUUGUAGGCCUAUGUUGGCCAAACUGUUGUAGGUGAAUGUUGGCCAAUCUGUUGUAGGCGUAUGUUGGCCAAACUAUCCUGCACCAAUUCUAUGUACCUUAUGUGAGCUUUGGCUACAUGUAAGAACUGAAGCUACCCAUCAUUCUCAUCAUUAAUCAGACUUGAUUCAAAUAUUUUUUGGCUUUUAAUGUCAAUAAAAGUUGUUAAACCGUU
This is a messenger RNA of Physella acuta, 2360 nucleotides long. Its product is annotated as catalase. The record is from RefSeq and is a predicted model, not a curated record. Lineage: Eukaryota; Metazoa; Mollusca; Gastropoda; Physidae. Gene Ontology annotation, biological process: hydrogen peroxide catabolic process; response to hydrogen peroxide. Gene Ontology annotation, molecular function: heme binding; catalase activity. Gene Ontology annotation, cellular component: peroxisome; cytoplasm; mitochondrion.